AUGGGCGUGACCUUCAGCAAACCAGAAUACGCUAUUAAACCAUUUUGUUUACAAAGUACACCAGAAUAUGCUAUUAAACCAUUUUGUUUACAAAGUACACCAGAAUAUGCUAUUAAACCAUUCUGUUUACAAAGUACACCAGAAUAUGCUAUUAAACCAUUUUGUUUACAUAGCAAACCAGAAUAUGCUGUUAAACCAUUUUGUUUACAUAGCAAACCAGAAUACGCUAUUAAACCAUUUUCUUUACAAAGUACACCAGAAUAUGCUAUUAAACCAUUUUGUUUACAAAGUACACCAGAAUAUGCUGUUAAACCAUUUUCUUUACAUAGCAAACCAGAAUACGCUAUUAAACCAUUUUGUUUACAAAGUACACCAGAAUAUGCUAUUAAACCAUUUUGUUUACAAAGUACACCAGAAUAUGCUAUUAAACCAUUCUGUUUACAAAGUACACCAGAAUAUGCUAUUAAACCAUUUUGUUUACAUAGCAAACCAGAAUACGCUAUUAAACCAUUUUGUUUACAAAGUACACCAGAAUAUGCUAUUAAACCAUUUUGUUUACAUAGCAAACCAAAAUACGCCAUUAAACCAUUUUGUUUACAAAGUACACCAGAAUAUGCUAUUAAACCAUUUUCUUUACAUAGCAAACCAGAAUACGCUAUUAAACCAUUUUAUUUAAACCGUAGACCAGUGUAUUCUAUUAAACCGAUUUUUUACACAAUAGACCAGAAUACGCUACUAAAGCAAUCUUUACACAAUAAACCAAAAUACACUAUUAAAUCAUUUUGUUUAGAGAUUAAACAAUAA
Messenger RNA from Limulus polyphemus (Atlantic horseshoe crab), 804 nucleotides. Its product is annotated as PGC-1 and ERR-induced regulator in muscle protein 1-like. The record is from RefSeq and is a predicted model, not a curated record. Lineage: Eukaryota; Metazoa; Arthropoda; Merostomata; Xiphosura; Limulidae. The transcript has 2 exons. The coding region runs from base 1 to 804 and encodes 267 amino acids.